Molecule: messenger RNA, 1106 nt
Organism: Nothobranchius furzeri (turquoise killifish)
Lineage: Eukaryota; Metazoa; Chordata; Actinopteri; Cyprinodontiformes; Nothobranchiidae
Product: actin-related protein 2/3 complex subunit 4
Biological process (GO): Arp2/3 complex-mediated actin nucleation; actin filament polymerization
Cellular component (GO): actin cytoskeleton; Arp2/3 protein complex
Molecular function (GO): actin filament binding
Source: RefSeq, a predicted model, not a curated record
GAGUUAUACUUUCAAACAAUGUAUGCCCGCCUAACCCAACCAGAAAGGUGAAUAGAACAAACGCACUCUUGCUUUACAUUACCAUGAAGAAUUUACGGAAGAGUCGUACCAGGCGUGGCUGAGGAACUUCCUUCUUCACAGCUCAAAAAUGACAGCGACUCUGCGCCCGUAUUUGAACGCUGUGAGGUCCACCCUGCAGGCAGCCCUCUGUCUGGAGAACUUCUCCUCUCAGGUGGUGGAGCGCCACAACAAACCGGAGGUAGAAGUCAGGAGCAGUAAGGAGCUGCUGCUUCAGCCUGUGGUGAUCAGCCGGAAUGAGAAGGAGAAGGUUCUCAUUGAGGGGUCAAUCAACUCUGUCAGAGUCAGCAUUGCUGUCAAGCAGGCAGACGAGAUUGAGAAGAUCCUUUGCCACAAGUUCAUGCGUUUCAUGAUGAUGAGAGCUGAGAACUUCUUCAUCCUGAGGAGGAAACCAGUGGAGGGAUACGAUAUUAGCUUCUUGAUUACCAACUUCCACACAGAGCAGAUGUACAAACACAAGCUGGUGGACUUUGUCAUCCACUUCAUGGAGGAGAUCGACAAGGAGAUCAGCGAGAUGAAACUGUCCGUCAACGCCAGGGCCCGUAUUGUUGCAGAAGAAUUCCUCAAAAAUUUCUAAAGACAGCGAUGUCCUCGGUCUCACACACAAGCCUGGGACGCUUAUCUGGACCAAUCAGCAUUUGAGAGAAGAACUGAAGACCCACGUGGAGAGGACAGAACACCCUCUGCCCUUGUCUCAAGCUUUUCCCCUGUACUCAUGGAUGCCAGUUCAUGUAUAUAAUGAAAUGUUUACCAGUUUCAUUUUCAGCCACUGAACAAAUCCCCAAACAAAGGCGGGUCCUUAAAGUAUUAAUCCGGUUGAUGUCCAUGAAAACAGGGUCGCUCAGGACGAGAAGAUGCAAAUAAACCCGAGUCUGUGUUCGUCACCGUUUCAAAUGUGUCUAUAAAAAUUGUUGGGGGAAGUGAUCUAGCCGCGUUUAAUCAACUAGAAAAAGAGAAGUCUCAGAGGACGUCACAGUAACCCAUGAAAGAAAAAAAUAAUCAGAGAGAAAUAAAGUCUUUUGUUUAUA